Molecule: messenger RNA, 3725 nt
Organism: Cebus imitator (Panamanian white-faced capuchin)
Lineage: Eukaryota; Metazoa; Chordata; Mammalia; Primates; Cebidae
Gene: RNF152
Product: ring finger protein 152
Exons: 3
Coding region: 613-1224 (203 amino acids)
Biological process (GO): positive regulation of autophagy; protein polyubiquitination; cellular response to amino acid starvation
Cellular component (GO): lysosome; lysosomal membrane
Molecular function (GO): ubiquitin protein ligase activity
Source: RefSeq, a predicted model, not a curated record
GUGCGUGCGCGCUUGCCCCAGCUGCGCCCCUGCCCGCACACACCCCGUCUCAUCCCCUCCCAGUCCCCUUGUCUCACGCCUUCUCCACCCCUAGAAGUUGCCCCCGGGCCCCUCCCGGGAGGAGAGGGCACCGUGACGGGCCAGAUAUUGGGGGUCUUUUGUGGAGACUCACGCGCUUGCGGCGCUUGCUCCUGGAAGGACAGCGGCAGGACAAAGCCCGCUGGACUCGUGGGGCACUGCUCGGGAAGCGGCGGUCCCCAAUCCAGCGGGGGGUGGGGGCAUGGCGUGGGGAGCGCUGCCCGCGUCUGGAGAGAGUAGAGACAUCGCCAAAACAGUGACAGUGACUUGAUGAGGCUGAAGAAAGCUCAGUCUCAAUUGUGUUUCCUGCCUGUCAGCCUCUUGCCUCCCAAACGCAUACCAUUUCCACUUGAUGUCAUCACGCAGAAGGGGGUGAAAGAGACUCGGUGACAGAUUCAGAAAUGAACACACCUAUGAGUACUGGAUGCCUGUGAGCUCCCCAUCACCUGCACUGCAAAGACGCAGAGCGGCGGCCUCUGAGAAGCAGCUCCUUCCCCCUCACCUUGGCCUUGACCUUCCUGCUCAAGGUCUACCAUGGAGACGCUGUCCCAGGACUCCCUGCUGGAAUGUCAGAUCUGUUUCAAUUACUACAGCCCCCGGCGCAGGCCCAAGUUGCUGGAUUGCAAGCACACCUGCUGUUCAGUGUGCCUCCAGCAGAUGAGGACCAGCCAGAAGGACGUGCGGUGCCCCUGGUGCCGUGGUGUCACCAAGCUGCCCCCCGGCUUCUCCGUGUCACAGCUCCCGGACGACCCAGAGGUCCUGGCUGUCAUUGCCAUCCCACACACUUCCGAGCACACCCCGGUCUUCAUCAAACUUCCCAGCAAUGGGUGCUACAUGCUGCCCCUGCCCAUCUCCAAGGAGCGCGCGCUGCUGCCCGGAGACAUGGGCUGCCGCCUGCUGCCCGGGAGCCAGCAGAAGUCCGUCACCGUGGUGACCAUCCCUGCUGAACAGCAGCCUCUGCAAGGCGGGGCUCCCCAGGAGGCGGCAGAGGAGGAGCAGGACAGGCGGGGCGUGGUGAAAAGCUCCACCUGGUCGGGGGUGUGCACUGUCAUCUUGGUGGCCUGCGUCUUGGUCUUCCUCCUCGGCAUCGUGCUCCACAACAUGUCUUGCAUCUCUAAGCGCUUCACUGUGAUUUCCUGUGGCUGAAGACAGCUGCAGGGAAGUCUCUGGUGGGUGCCAACUUAGGGGUUGAGCAGGUUGGUGAUGAGAUCCCGGUGAGAAGAUGGGGGGGAGCGACACUGACCAUUUGGUGCUGAGCGCUGGCCUCUGGGUUGCCUCUUGAUUUACCCCAAGACAGACACGAAGGGCAGAAGGUGAGGUCUCAACAAGAUACCAGGCGAAUUGUUCUGAGUGUUGAUGGCAACAGCUUUGAAGAUGAUUGCAUGCAUCCUCAUAAUCAUGUAUUCAAUGGACUGUAAUUUAUGAUUUUUGAAAAUCAUGUUACAAGAUAGACAUAGUCUACUUAGACGUUAAACUGCACAAGUGCGUACAAUGUGAUCUUCUCUAAAUGCGGUAGAUUAAAACAAAGAUGCUAUGUAUACAAGUAGAGUUAAACCUGCGAAUCCGUGUAAAAAUCCAGUGAAGACAUGCACUGCUGGCUUCUUUACUUUUUUUGUUGUUGUUCUUUUUCUUGAAACGCAGUCUUCAUUUAGUUGCUAAGGCUUUUUAUACAUUUUGAAUGGCACCAAAACAAAACAAGUCAAGACGGACGGUCGUUUUUUUGGAGAAAAUAUUUGAACAAGUGUCUCCAAUGUGUUGUGUUUUGUCAUGAACAUUCAUUUUCUUCACGUGUAAUUAGAGCUCACUACAUGUUGAUGAAACUGAAAGCUCAACAGGGGAGCAAUAAACUGAGAAAUCAUGAGACAUGUCCAGUCCCGCGGGAACCCUGUAUGCUGAUUUUCCUCAAGCCAUCUCACAAAAUAAGAAUUUCAAAUGUAAAUAUUGUGUAUUUGUGUGUGUAUGUAUGUGUGUCUAAUUUGAUUUACCUCAGGUGUUUGAGUCUUUGCAGAAGAAUCCCGGGAUUAAGACUUCAUUGGGCAUGGGUGAGUCGAGUCCCUGAAGCGGUGGCCACUUCAUGCGCACCUGCACCCAGCGAGGAAUCUCCUAUCCGUCACCUGCAACACUCGCUCCUCCUCUGUGUAUUUGAGUGCUGCAUUUUGUCAGAGGCAAAUGGAGAGUAACAGAACAGUGUCUCUUCUCCCGGUUUGGGAAUCUUGCGCUGGCCAUGAGUGUUGUGACUGAUGGCCAACCUGGGCGGGCGUUUUAAUAGACGGUCUGUGGUUCUUUUUUGAAAGAUGCUCUUCCAUGAGAGUUAAACCAGUUAGAAUUCCAGUUUCCUCUUAUUGAUGUAAGAGAGAGUAUCUCCUGUAUUUUAACAUGUUUUUACUGAGAAAAGUGGCAAGGUAAACCAACAGCUCAAAUUCCCAAAAUAAGUGGACCAGUUCUUCAUCUACUGUCAAAUAUUCUUAAAUGUGUAACGGUCUCUAGAUGCUCAUGAAGAAAGCUCUGCUAGAUGUAAGUGAUAAAUUCCUAUCCCUGGGUGCAUGUGCAUUCAGAAAUAGCUAUGAGCUUUACAGUUCUCAUCUAACUUAUUUUAUGGAAUUCAUGAAGCAAGUGGUAUGUGGCAAGGACUCCACUUAUAAAUGUAACUGUUUUUGUGUUCCACUGAAUCCCUGAAAAUGGUGAGGAGGGUGGGGGGAAGCGAAGGAAAGAGAAGCAGGGCUAAUUCUAAAAAGCAAGGCUAGAAAAUAGCCCUGUGAGGUCAAGAUAAUUUAAUUUAUUUACAUGCUACCUGUUAUCUUCAAGCAACACAAAACAUGCAUAUAAAAGUGAUGGAAUUAAUGUGAAAUAAAACAAAAACAUAAUGACUAGAAUACAAAACUAAUACUGCUAAUUGGCAUGAGAAUUCAACAUAAAAUUAGGAGCUCUGAUUUUUCAAAUUUUUCAAAUUUAUCAUAAGACCUUUAGGAAAUGUAUUUGAAAGCUCAAAAUAGAAAUUAGGUUAAAAUGCCAUUUUAUUGUGUAAGCUAUUGGGCAUUAUACAACAAAUAAUCUAGGAUUUAUUUGGUAUUAAUAAUUUAGGCAUCAUAUUAGCUGAAUACUCUCCUCUAUUAUGUAAUAUACUGUUGGGUUAGUGUCAAUUUCUCAGACUCUCCCAGGCUGCCAUAAUGCAUGUCUGACCUAAUUUCUGUUUCUCUUGGAGAAACACACACACACAUAUACACACCACAGAAAUGUUGCAUUAAGAAUGCUACAUUUCAAAUAGACUUUACCCUCGCAAUUUUAGGCUAUGCCAUAUUCAAAUUAAUUUUGCAAGUGAUAUCUGCAUAUGUUUCUGUACAGUAUGAAAUGACCGACCCUGUAGUGUAGUAUGUGAUAGAGUUCUACUUGUUAAAGUAGGUUAGAUACAGACACUAAUGUGUGUGAUGAUAGCGUCCUGUGUUUCUUAGUGCAAACCUGUAUAGUAAAAAUGUUCAUAGAACUUUUACUUAAAAACAGUCCCGUGCUAGAGCUGCCAUUAAGCAGUGCAAAAUUAAUCGGCAGCAUGGUAGAUUCUUGACCUUAAAUUUAACAAUAGCAACCAAAAUCAGAUUAUUACUUUUUUUCUUGCGAGUCUUAUUGACAUAAGAAACAUUGUUUAAAUUGUU